AUGGAACAUCCCACUCUGUUGAGUCCCAAACCCGCAGCCACCAGGCUCGCGCCUAUUUGCGCCAUCUUCCUGGCCAAGUUCGACGUUCACACAGGUUACGAAUUGGCAUGGUUCAGAUCUCUCAACGAGACAAUAUAUCCUUCAAAGGGUCUUGAAUUCAAGGCCCUUCCUUCCGGACUACAUUCAGUUGAAACAGAUAUUAUCUGUUUUGUUCAAGAGAAGCAAGUUGGCCAGCCCACAGACCAAAAACCACUGCUUUACGGAAUCUCCGUCUUCAGACAGAACCUGUCUUCCCUUCAGGAAACAAACGGAAGCAUUGAUAGAAAAUCUGUUCAGAUGUACUCUCUGGGUGUGGUAAUUGACCCGGAACAUGUUGGAGUCACAUGGAAUCCCAAAAUCUACUCCUCGUGCUGGAACUACAAAGACCAGCUAAACAUGCUUGUUACCAAUUACGUUGGCUCAGACAACCAACACGAACAAUUACAAUACCUGGAACAAUUCUGGGAAGUUCAACGUUUCAAAGGGUCCGGAGACUUGAACUCCAAAUUCAAAGAUAUCAUGAAAAAUGUUAAUAUAAAUAGAAGAAAGUCUAUCCAAACGUUGAUCAACGACGAAGCGCAAAACAACACCGACACAACUACCAGCGCAGGCAGCGGAACGUCUGCCGGAACAUUCGUUGGAGAACCCUCGUUACAAAAAAUUGACGAUCUGAAUGCCGAAAAUUUCAAUAUUGAUGAUGACCACAUGAUCAACUCGUUGCUCCCGCUGUUGAGCUCAAUGGGCCCGCUCAUCUUCCGUCUGUGGAAACUUGCGCUUUUGCGCAAGAAAAUCAUCCUUUACGCGCCACAGGGUUCGCACCAGUCCAUAAGCGGGUUCUCUAAAAUCAUCUAUUGCGUUUCUCUGAUCUCGUCUGUUCCCAAAACUUUGAGACAGACGCUGCUCAAAUCCGGAGUCACCGACCUGGACGAAUUGGCAUUCAACGUGCCAAUCUAUAACGUCUGUGUCAACGACAUCGGGUUUCUGAGAAACCGCAAGGCCGGGUUCAUUGCAUCAACCACGGACCAAAUUAUUCUGGAGAAAACCGAUUUGUACGAUUAUUCGCUAAGAUUCCCCGAGAACGACAGCGAGGAGCCCCAAAUCUUCAAAGCCGGAUCCUCGGAACCGAUCUUGGCGACGUCCAGAGACUUCAACCGCUUCAAGCUCGUUUAUGCGAAUUUCUUUGAUAACGUGCAACCAUUGGAAAGCGGCGUCGAUGAAUUGGAAGUGAAACUCCCUGCUCACGCAAGACUCUCUACCGAACCACUAUCAGUUAGAGAAGUUAUGUGGAAAGGUCUUUCAUGGUGGGCCACGGCAGGAAGCAGCGAGACCCACAAAGUCGAGUUUGAGCUUGAAUAUGAACUGUUUGACGACGUGGACAAAGACGAGGUUGAACAGGUGGUUUCUCUGCUUGGAUAUUUCCAGAAAUUGACCAUCAGAUUGUUCACAAUGUUGGUUGACAUAAUAAAUAACAGCGAGUCCGAGCAUAUGAACGAGCAUACGGCCGAAUCUGACUCGCUGGUGAACCAGUCCUCUCGCGACGAGAGCUUAUGGAUCGAGCCGCAGGACGUGUAUGAAAUGGGAAUGGAUCCUUAUAGCAGCACAGACACACAAGUUCUGGUGGAUCUUUGUGCUAUUUGGUGGGGUAAAGAAGCCAAGAUUGGAGGGUACCUUGGGAACUAUUGUUGUAUUUAG
Molecule: messenger RNA, 1731 nt
Organism: Ogataea philodendri
Lineage: Eukaryota; Fungi; Ascomycota; Pichiomycetes; Pichiales; Pichiaceae
Exons: 1
Coding region: 1-1731 (576 amino acids)
Cellular component (GO): lipid droplet
Source: RefSeq, a predicted model, not a curated record